Messenger RNA from Populus nigra (black poplar), 1533 nucleotides. RefSeq names its product protein IQ-DOMAIN 33. Gene Ontology annotation, molecular function: protein binding. Bases 271 to 1422 code for a protein of 383 amino acids. Lineage: Eukaryota; Viridiplantae; Streptophyta; Magnoliopsida; Malpighiales; Salicaceae. The record is from RefSeq and is a predicted model, not a curated record. The transcript is spliced from 6 exons.
AUCCUCUCUGAUCUCCUGCUUAAUGACAGCUAACAGGUCCCUUAUUAUAACAAUACCUAUUGUUAGUUGUUGCCUUAACCCUGUAAACUAAUCCAUAAUUUAAUGUAACUCCUGUGAAGUAACUGAGUGAAGAAUGUCACUUGCAAUUUUCAACUUUUUUUCAAUACCAGUAAUAAUUGAGGGAAUCUCAGUACCUGUGCAUGGUUGUUGCAAUAUAAUUGGUGGCACCCUAUUCAAACACAUUGCUUUGGGAUUACUGGUCACUUGAAAAUGGGCAUCACUGGAGAGCUGGUUAGGAGUGUCUUCUCCAGAAACCGCUCCGAUGGAACUCAUGAGAGCAAUGCAAGAAUCACUCCAGGGGAUCACAGGAAAAGGUGGAGUUCUGUUAGGCUAUACCUUUGUGGUGAAGAGCUUAAUUCAGUGCUUGCAGAGGAGGAUUCAGCUUCAGUCAAGAGCUCUGAGGCCACUGUUACACAGCCCAUGCUAGAGGACACUGAAGACAAAGGAGACGUCCAAAAUGAAGAGACCAAAGAAGAUAUGCCGAAGGAAAAGCAUAAUUCAACUUCCAAAUUAUUCCGUCAAGAAGAUGCAGCGAUCAUCAUUCAGUCCGCGUUCAGAGACUUUCUGGCUAGGCAUAAAAGAGAAGAAACCAAGUCAAAGGAGGAUGGGCAGGAACUUGCUCUGGGAACAGAAAGUCCAAGUAGAGAUUCACUAGGCACAUCAAUUGAAGUUCAGACUGGAAAUUCUGUGGAAGUUCUCUCUGUUAGAGAGGAAAACGUGUCUGUGCAUCAUCGAGUGCAAAAGAGAGCCAGAACUCAGGUUUUCAGGCUAAAGGAAGAUUGGGAUGAUAGCACGGUGAUUAGCAACAUUUCGAAAAAGAGGAUUCAGAACAGACUGGAAGCAACAAGCAGGCGAGAAAGGGCACUGGCAUAUGCUUUCUCACAACAGUUACGAAUCUGCUCGAAGAAGAAACAAACUAAAUCUGAUGGCACCCAGCCCAACAUGAGUUGGAGCUGGCUAGAAAGGUGGAUGGCAACACGAGUUCCAGAAUGCUCAGUGGAAAGCUGUACUGGCAAACAACUUGAGCCAGUAAACAACAAUUACAGAUUUGAUUUCGGGGAGAGAUUUUCUGAUGUGGCAGUAGAAGAGAGAGAGAGUUGCGGGUCUAAUGAGGUAUCUGUCCAAUUUGAUAGCUUAUCAAUAGCAUCAAACAACAAGGAUGGCUUCAAGCACGCUAAGAGUAGGCUUAAGGCUACCAGAACCAUAUCACGGCGGAAAACAGCCCCAAGCUAUCAGUGUCCGACAGAGCAAGCUAAGGUAAUCAAGAAAGGGUGUUCAAAGGAGACUGAACAAGACAAGGAGCAGAAAACGGAACCACCAUCAAGUGGCAGAAAAGAAAUGAAACGCAGUGCUUCAUCUUAACCAAUGUAGCUUGUAACUUGUGUCAUAAUCAUCAAAGAAAUUUCCAAUAUGUAGGGGAACAUUGUAUCAUACUACUUGCAAUCCAUUUCAGAAGGAUUUAUGGCUUUCAAA